CACAACCACCAUCCUUUUUAACCGGGACAACAUGGCUACUGCAACGGGCCGUUACUACAGCGAAGACGGCAGGGCAACGAAACGACAGAAAACCGACGGAAUGGCCACGGGAUAUGAAGACCCACACAAAACUCUUCCGUCUGUGGUGGUGCAUGUGCGGGGGCUGGUGGACGGCGUCACGGAGGCCGACCUGGUGGAGGCCUUGCAAGAAUUUGGAGCAAUCAGCUACGUGGUGGUGAUGCCCAAGAAGCGUCAGGCUCUGGUGGAGUACGAAGACAUGAACGGCUCAUCCACAGCUGUAACUUAUGCUGCAGACAACCAAGUAUACAUCGCUGGUCACCCGGCCUUCAUCAACUACUCGACCAGCCAGAAGAUCUCCAGGCCGGGAGACUCUGACGACUCCAGAAGUGUUAACAACGUCCUCCUGCUCACCAUCAUGAACCCCAUCUACCCCAUCACCACGGAUGUCCUCUACACUAUUUGUAACAACUGUGGGCCUGUUCAGAGAAUCGUCAUCUUCAGGAAGAACGGCGUCCAGGCAAUGGUUGAAUUUGACUCCGUGCAAAGCGCCCAGCGAGCCAAAGCUUCCCUCAACGGCGCCGACAUCUACUCCGGCUGCUGUACCCUGAAGAUCGAGUACGCAAAGCCCACUCGCCUGAAUGUGUUCAAGAAUGAUCAAGACACCUGGGACUACACGAACCCCAAUCUGGGCGGCCCAGAUGGUGAUGCAGAUGGCAAUGGGAGCAGUGCAGAGGACGUGAACGCCAACCCCAACAAGCGCCAGAGACAGCCUGCUCUGCUGGGCGACCACCCUCCAGAGUACGGAGGCGGUUACCAUGGCUACGACGAGAGCUAUGGAUCCCCGCCCUACGAGGGUCGGCGCAUGGGUCCACCGAUGAGAGGCCGCGGAGGACGAAGCUACGGGCCCGGCUACGGACCGCCUCCCCCUCCUCCCGGCGAGUACGGUGCCCACGCCGACUCCCCCGUUCUCAUGGUGUACGGGCUGGAGCCUCUGAAGAUGAACGCCGACCGCGUCUUCAACAUCUUCUGUCUCUAUGGGAACGUGGAGCGGGUGAAGUUCAUGAAGAGUAAGCCUGGGGCUGGCAUGGUGGAAAUGGGAGACUGCUAUGCAGUGGACCGCGCCAUCACCCACCUCAACAACAACUUCCUGUUUGGACAGAAACUCAACGUCUGCGUGUCCAAGCAGCAGGCCAUCGUUCCCGGGCAGUGCUACGAGCUGGACGAUGGAACGAGCAGUUUCAAGGAUUUCCACGGCUCCAGGAACAACCGGUUCACGUCCCCAGAACAGGCAGCUAAAAACCGCAUCCAGCACCCGAGCAACGUGUUGCACUUCUUCAACGCCCAGCCAGACGUCACGCCGGAGGUUUUCUCUCAGAUUUGUGAGGAGAUCGGUGUCAAGAGCCCCGUUAACGUCAAAAUGUUCACAGGGAAAAGCGGUGCAGCUCCCAGCGAUCGCAGCGCUUCAGGUCUGCUAGAGUGGGAGUCCAUCAACGACGCCAUGGAGGCUCUGGCGCUGAUGAACCACUACCAAAUGAAAAAUGCAGCUGGUCCCUACCCCUACACCCUCAAGCUGUGCUUCUCCACCGUUCAGCACGCCAACUGAGCGCCCUGUUGUAGCCGUGUGAAGAAGAUGAAGACUGAUCCACCAUUCCCAUGUUCACGUGUAUUUAGACCAUGACUGCUUGCAACACACCUGGGGUAAAUUGAUUUUCAACAAUUGCGAAAUCUUUCACAAUUGAUGCCUAAAGUUCAAACUCCUCAUAUUUGGUAUAUUAGGCAGACUUAACAGAUGCUAACAGGCAUUUAAAUUUUUGAUAUUUAUGCCCCAGAUGUGGUUUAUAGAGUAUCAGUUCCUGUAUGUCAUCAAUAUUAAGUUGUCCUUUUUACUUUUUGUAUUAUGCUUAUACAGUAACCUGACAUAGCAUAUUUGAAAGAACUGGUUUUAUGCUCAGGUGGGUCCGUGGCAGUGGACAACAUGGUUUUGUAAAAGUUGUCUUUUGAAACUUUUAUUAUAUAUCACUUUUCUUUGUUGUGUUAUUUUAAUUGCUGCCUAUUCAGUUCUGCAUCUCCGUGUCUGAUGUGCAGAUGGAGAAUUGUUUUGUUCUAAGAAAAUAAAAAAACAAUUUAGAGUUGA
Messenger RNA from Stegastes partitus (bicolor damselfish), 2155 nucleotides. RefSeq names its product heterogeneous nuclear ribonucleoprotein L. Bases 32 to 1624 code for a protein of 530 amino acids. Lineage: Eukaryota; Metazoa; Chordata; Actinopteri; Pomacentridae. Gene Ontology annotation, molecular function: RNA binding. The transcript is spliced from 14 exons. Gene Ontology annotation, biological process: mRNA processing. The record is from RefSeq and is a predicted model, not a curated record. Gene Ontology annotation, cellular component: nucleus.